Molecule: messenger RNA, 806 nt
Organism: Armigeres subalbatus
Lineage: Eukaryota; Metazoa; Arthropoda; Insecta; Diptera; Culicidae
Exons: 5
Coding region: 48-551 (167 amino acids)
Molecular function (GO): odorant binding
Source: RefSeq, a predicted model, not a curated record
GUUGCGACACUUUCAUUGUUGAACGAUCAUUUUUUUCUCGAUCAAAGAUGGAUGUUCUAAAUUUAUUGUGGAAAAUGUUUGUUUCUGUAGUGAUGAUAAAGGUUAUUAUGGCAGAGGAGUGCAUUAGGUUGCAAGACUAUUUGGAUGAAUUCAAUAAAUGCUGCAAAUAUAGCCCGCCCUAUCCACGGGAAAGUUUUGAACAAUGUUUAAAGACAACAACAGAAAAAGGCGGAACAGAUGAAGAGGAAUAUCUAUCGUGCGUUUUUGAAUGUUAUUUCGACCGGCUCGGCUUGAUUGUCGAUAAUAGGCUCCAGCUGGAUAAGGUAUCCGAACAUCUGCAGUCGAUGAGUGAGGAUGUUCGGAGCACGGUUAUUGCAGCGUACAAAAAAUGUGAUGCUGAAACAACUGGAUCACAACGCGUUUGCCAUUCAUAUGCACGGGAGCUUGAAACUUGCACGAUAAUAGAAAUCAGCCGACGAUGCCCGGAUGAGCUUUAUAAUCCGACUGAAACCUGCGACAAGAGAAAGGUUGCCGAAAUAUGCAAAAGUUGAAACGGAAACAUUGUAGAUAUCUAGAAGGAAGUAAAACUUAUUUCAGCAAUCACAGUAGUAGGUUGAAUCCUGUCCCAUUGUUUCCUAUUGAUAAUUGGCCGGAUCGGACUAUGGGAUCAAAAGUAAUGGUCAAAAUAAAAAUUUCAAAACCACAAUACAUAAUCAUUUUUUUUGGCACUUAUGCUCAUCCGAUUUGCUUGCAACAAGUUGCGUUUGGCGAGAAAUUUUACAAUGCACAUAAAUAAAUAUGAAAAA